AUAGCUAGCUGCAAGCCAGCCGCCAGCCGAGCCGACGAAAUUUUGACGGCUCGGCGCCGCAAAGCCAGCCGCUGGGCGCUGAUCAAAGUGUCCUUUAUUUUAAUAAUUGAUCCUAAAAUUGAAAGGCCGAGCGCGCCUUCACGUGCUGCUGAUGGAAGGAACACUAAAGCAAUAUAUUUUUCUGCUUCAAUAAAUAAUAAAUAUAAAAAAGUGAAAGCGAAGCAAAAUCCAAACUGACUCAGAUGUCAACUGCAGGCGUCACAGAAACGGAACAUUGGUCCGAUUCCAGGACUUUCAGGGCCUUUACGAAACAUAUUCUUUCUGUUAUAAACACAAUUCAUAAAAAUUAAUAACCCUUUUAUGGAAUAUUUAAAAUUUAAAUUACAUUUAAAAUUCCACAGAAAAGGAAGAAAGCUAAGCAUCGAACUAUGGACGAGAUGGAAAAGAUUUUAAGACAAGGUGAGGCUCAAGGUCGACCAAGAGGUCCAGCGGAUCUUGGUUUCUUUCAGUUUGAAUCAGGAAAACAAAACGCAGACAACGUGUUUGUUCUUCUCAUCCAUUACCGCAAUUUCGAAAAGUGGAACAAAUUUCGAAACUGUGACGCACCAGACGUGGAGAACCUGAAAACGACCUUUGGAAAGAACCGGAACUGCUAUUUCCGCAACCUUUAUAGACCAGAAAAGGAAAUUUUGCUCGAUCUUCUCGGCAGCCAGGAAAAGCUCUUGCGUUAUUUCUCCUCAAAAGACAUUCCGUCGGUUUUCGUGCUCUUUUUCCUCUCUCACGGCAACGAAAAUGGAGUCAUCUACACUGAUCACUGGAGCGAACAACAGAAAGAUUUUAUUUCCUUCACGACAGAAGACGUUUUCAACUCUCUGAAAAAACUGGAUGGAUUUGAGAAAUGUUUGAAGCUUGUCAACUUUGGCCCGUGUAGGGGAAAUCUAGAUGACGCAAAGUUCGACCGAAAAGAGGAUUACAAGAGCUACAACAACCAAAAUUCUUGCCGAAUCACUUAUUCGGCUCCUGAUUUACCUAACACAGUCAUCGUUUAUUCAACAGUCGAAACAACCAUGGCUAACACAAGUGAACGCGGUUCGUGGUUUGUGAACAGCAUGUGCGAUGUCUUGAGCCAGAUCAACGAGGAUAAGCCUUUGUUGUUAUUCCUCACGUCAGUGCAGCACAAAGUGCACAAAGCAUCUAUCGCUGGACCUGACUUCGCAACAAACCUUCAUCUUGGUCAGACGCCAGAGGUCAAAAUGUUCCCCUUAGACACAAGUUUUUUCUUCUCAAGGGCAUUGAAUGCUGCAAAACCUGUUUCAAGAAAUGAUUCACUCAUGGAAAAAGCAGCAACAAUCACGUCAACGUCUGAAUCUUUUCCUUGGAAGUCACGCGAGGGAAAAAAUAUCAGAGGUCGGCGCGCCUUCAUCUUUUACGAACGGCAAACGUUAGAAGUUCAAGAUAUGGAAAAAGCUCUGCGGCAGAACUUGGAUUUUGAUACAAGACUUUGGAAAUUGAAUGAUGAUUCUUUGAAACUGUAUAUCACACAAGUUAGCAAGAUGGAGCAUGAUGUUGGCUGCGUUGUGACUUGCAUUUUCGGCCAAGUGAGCGUAAACAAAGAGACAAAAGAAGUUUGCGUGCUUGUGAACGGAAGAGAAAUUCCAAUUACCGACAUUUUGCAUGGAUUUAUCGGCCCGAAAAAUGACAGAUUGAUCGGAAAGCCCAAGAUAUUUUUCAUCAUUGACCAAAAGGCGAUGGAAAGCGACAACCUCAAAUCAUCAAAGAGCAAAUUUGAGGUGUUUUCAACGAAUCACAGCGGCUGGCUUGUCAUGAUUUUGAAGGACAAAGACUUGCUGGAGCAAUUGAUCGGAAUCUUCAAAGGAGAUGAGCUGAAAAAAGGGAGAAGUUUGCAAGAGCUUUUAGUACUUACAACUGGUACUAAAAAAGAAUUAACUCUGCUAAACUCGACGCUUCAGUACUUACUUGAUUUUCCCGACUGGCCGAGGACAUUCGUGAAACCAGAUUUCAAGCUUACAGUGAGAGGCAACAGGAAAAAGAUUUGCUUCGAGGAUCUGAUCGGAGAGGCGAAAAUGUUGCGAGAAAACCAGGUUUGGCUGUUGAGUUCGGUCGCCGGCGCCGGAAAAUCGACAGUUCUCAAAGAAAUCGCUUUCCAAAUCGGAAAAUCGGAUCAAGACGCGAGAGUUUUGAAUAUCUCAUUAAAUAAAAACUUUAAAACAUUAACAAAACCUCGAGUGGAUGCAGUCGAAUUUCUAGCCAAAACCACAGGGAAUUCCUCUGAAGACAUAAAAAAUUGGAUUGCUCAGAAAAAAGUAGUCGUCUUCCUGGACGGUUUCGACGAGAUUUGUCCGCACAGCAGGGACAAAGCUCUCGGAAUAUUGAGGGCUUUGAAAGAAAAAAGAGUUCCACUCUGCGUGGCAACGAGACCGCACGAAGCGAAAGUGAUCGAGGCAACGAUUAAAAACGCUACACUUGUUGAAAUAGAGCCAUUCGACGAAGCAAAGCAAAUCGAGUUUCUGCGGUUAGAGACCAAUAACAACGAGGAAGAAAUCAAGAGAGUUCUUCACGCCGUCCAACAAAUAGGCCUUUCAAGUCGUAGAGAUGAGGACACGAUUCUGGUCAACCCCCUGCACCUGUCGUUAGUAGCUCAGUGCAGCGGCGAAGGAAAUUUAUUCCAAAUUUACGACAAGGUGGUGAUGAAGAAGGUACAACUGUGUUUGGAAAGGGAAAAUGACGGAAAUAAAGUGGCACAGAGGAAGAUUGACAACGCCCUGAACCUUCUGCGGUUGAUCGCUUUCCGCUUCAUGAAAAACGAGGAACUUGUCGGACCUGAAGUGACGAAAAAGGAUUUGGCGAAGAUGAACAACUAUGGAGUCGCAAUCGUGGAGCAAGAAAAGGUCACUUUCCUCCACCAGACAUUUGCAGAAUUCCUCGCCGCCCAACAGUUUUUGAAAAACGUGGGAGAGUCGGGCAAUUUUGAUUUUGAAUUUAUUGGCCAAUGGUAUAGGGAAGAGGUCAGAAAGUUUGUCGAUCUUUUCUACUCGACUUUGGAAAACGAAGAAGAGAUCGAGAUUUACACGCAAAUAAAAGUGCCCGAGGAAAUUUCAAACAAAUCUGUUCUGUUUCUGAAUCACGUUUGCAAGGAAAACCUCAAGCAUAUUUUUAAAGUGCUGAAGCCACACAUUACUUUUUGUGACGAGCAAAUGGAAAAAUAUUCCUUUUACCGGGAUAAUAGAGAACUUGGUUGUACAAAACACCGUUCUUCCAUUUGCGUUAAUUACGCUAUUAAAUUGCUGGUCAAAGCGAUAAGAAGCGAAGAAAUCUUCACCGAGCUGUUGGAAAUGAACGCCAUCGAUUCACGAACCUUGGAAAAUAAUAUGGAUGAUGUACUCAUAGAAAUCGCCUGUUACAACGCAACCUCCGUGUUCAACCAGCUAAAAGAGACUUUCCCCAACUUCGUCGAGCUGCUCAGAAAAUCAAGUAUCAGCGACGUCGCCGGUUGCAUAGCGGUUCAUUAUGAUAACGAUGAGAUUCUCGAAUUGAUGCUGGAAAACGGAUUCGGCAAAGAUUUUUUAGAACAUUUUAUGUAUGGACGCACCCUUUUCAUUGCUUGCAGAGAGGGGAAACUCAAGUACGUUAAAAUUCUCCUCAAACACGGCGCCAAACAAGCCAUUGAUAUAGCCUUUAGCAUUCCCCAAAGGAUUUGUGACCCUUUGAACGUAGCUGUGGAAUAUGGCCACCUGGACAUUGUCAAGCUUUUCGUGGAGGAAGAAAUUAGCGGUUUUCCCCGAGAUAAAGUGACGCUUGAGGCAGAUAUUUUUCAGACAGACAAGGAGAAUGCGGUCAAGCAAUACAAUCGAGAGUUCAUUGGCGAGGAAAGUGACGGUUUCAACGCUUUCCAUUAUGCCGUCUAUUACAGAGAAAAGGAAAUUGCCGAGUACCUGCUCUCAAAGAGUCCAGAUUUGAAACACAUCAGGACAGGAGAGGGGAAGAGUCCUUUGAAGCUGGCUGUGGACCACAGAAACGGAGAAUUUGUGCUCUGGCUGGCGAGAGAAAUCGGCGAUGACCUGAGUUCUUUCAUUCCAAGAGGCGAGACACAAAGUUGGACCGAACACGAUCACUUCAUCUACGACCACUUCCUGCUGCUGCGAGGCGACCUGACGGAAAAGGACGAGCGAGGUAAAACUCUUCUCCACUGCGCCGCCCAGCACGGACAUUUGCAACUCGUCCGCGAGUUCAUCGCGAAAGGUGCCAACGUGACUGCCAAAGACGCCAACGGAUGGAACGCCUUGCACUUCGCCUGCACCUUCAUCGAUUUCAUUAACAGGCACGACAAUUCAGAAGUGGUCAAACUCCUGCACCUAACUAACCCUCAACUGGUGAAGGAAACGACAAAUAAAGGAGAAACUGCACUGCACAUUUUGGUGAACAACAACUUCAAACGCUUAUCUUCCAACAGUUAUACAUGGUCAGGCAGAAAACCUUUCCGUUUCCUUGUGUAUGAAGCAGGGGUGGACUUGGAAGCCAGGGACAGCAAAGGCCUCACGGCAGAGGACGUGGCCAAUGAUAAAGACCGUGGUUAUUGGGGACAUUUAAGUGAAGAAGAUGAAGAUUAUUCAGGCAGAAUUUAUAGGUAUAGGAUAAGAGAAAAUUGGGAAUCCUGUAGCUCUAAAUGAGUUAAUUAAAGGAAAUAUCAUACAUUAUCACGGAAAAAAAAUAAAUUCACUUAUUUCAUCAAAAAUUUUGUGCUUUCACGUUUUUUAUUCUGGCGUUUCCCUAUAUCCGUUAUUUUCAAUUAUAUUUUAUGUCAGUGAUUUGAUCAUCAUCAAAUGCGGCUUCUAAAUAGUAAAAAAAUAAUAAAAUUUAGCAUAGCAGGCCAUAAAAUUGCAAAAUCAAUCUUUUGAUCAUAUUUUAAUGCGAGACUUUUCGAUUUCUUUGUUUCUGGCCUCUUGCCGGAAUUCUUUUAAAAGGCUCAAAACUAGUUCCGCGCCAAUGUGUUGUUUAACCAAACGGAAAAACCUGCCGUGGCGGCGGCUUCUGCGCUUUGAAGCGACACGCCCUGGCCGCCGCCGCUCGUCACCUUUGCCACUACGUCGAUGACAGACUUUACUCAUUUCGGAAAACAGAUUCUUUCCACUUCUUUUGUUUCUAUAAAUUUUAAAUCCUAAAGAUUGCUGUGAACAAAUUGGAGGCUUUUCGGUUUUUGCACUCGCGGAGAUGUGCAACGUGAACGCCCGGCCGUUCUUUCAGUUAAAAUUCGGUCGUUUGUCGGAUGGCCUCCUGAUUGGACAGGUGUUUGAAUCGACCUUUUACCUGGGACACCCCACCGACCUUUAUCAGGUUGCCCCGACCUGGCAUCCUUUCCCAGGCCGCAUUUUACAGCUUUUUCAGUAAUCGUACAUUUUUCAGCCCCUCUUAACACCGUCCUUCCUCAGGUCGCACUCCCUGAGGAUUUUUCCAGCUCCUCCGAGUUCCAAAACGCUCUCAUCUUGUGCGCAUUUCGCCCUUGCGGAGAGCUGCAUCAACACGUUUGGCUCGAAUGAAGGAAAAUGA
Molecule: messenger RNA, 5565 nt
Organism: Cloeon dipterum
Lineage: Eukaryota; Metazoa; Arthropoda; Insecta; Ephemeroptera; Baetidae
Exons: 10
Coding region: 429-4688 (1419 amino acids)
Biological process (GO): proteolysis
Molecular function (GO): protein binding; cysteine-type endopeptidase activity
Source: RefSeq, a predicted model, not a curated record